Messenger RNA from Zygotorulaspora mrakii, 1053 nucleotides. It is a transcript of the gene AHA1, whose product is annotated as Aha1p. Gene Ontology annotation, molecular function: protein-folding chaperone binding; ATPase activator activity. Gene Ontology annotation, cellular component: cytosol. NCBI's taxonomy places the organism in Eukaryota, Fungi, Ascomycota, Saccharomycetes, Saccharomycetales, Saccharomycetaceae. Gene Ontology annotation, biological process: positive regulation of ATP-dependent activity; protein folding. Bases 1 to 1053 code for a protein of 350 amino acids. The record is from RefSeq and is a predicted model, not a curated record. The transcript has a single exon.
AUGGUCGUUCAUAAUCCUAAUAACUGGCAUUGGGUGGAUAAGAAUUGUUUCAGCUGGGCUCGUGAACAUUUCAAUCAGAAAUUAAUUGGAUUGAAUACAGGUGAUAACAGGGAUAAAUACGCAGAGGUUUCUUCUAUCUCUUCCAUAGAGGGGGACUGCGAAGUCAGUCAAAGAAAGGGUAAAGUUAUUUCUUUAUUUGACUUGCAACUUGUGCUUUUGAUUAAGGGUAAUGUUGAAGAGGAGAAAUUUGAAGGAAGCGUAAGUAUACCAGAAAUUGCAUUCGAUAGUGAAGAAGCAGACUAUCAAUUUGAUAUCUCGAUUUACAAAGAAACGUCGAAGUUGAAUGAGAUUAAACCCGUAAUAAGAGAAAAAUUGGUUCCACAACUUAGAAAGAUUUUCCAUAAUUUUAGCAAAGAACUAUUAGAUACUCAUGGUAGUGCCAUUCAGCUCCCAGAAGAUCAAGUAAACUCUACUUUCACCAAGGCUAAUCAAAAACCCAGUUCUAGUACCACAUCUACGAACGCCACUACCAAGCAGAAUGAAGUAAAAUCAAAUGUUACUUCAUCCAAGCCCAAAAACGCCAAAAGUGUCAAAUCUCCGCAACCUUCCAUCGCAACUAGUGGGGGGAAUACUACCUCGAUUCAUUUAGAGCCAACGUUCAAUGUACCUGCCGAAGAACUCUAUCGUACAUUCAUUGCCAAGGAUCGUAUUUUAGCAUGGAGUAAAUCGGGUAUAAAUUGCAUAAAAGGGAAUGGCCCAGAGAUUUCAGUCGGUGAUAUGUUCGAACUAUUUGGUGGAAAUGUUACCAGUGAGCUUGUUGAGUCAGUUUUAAACAAAAAACUAGUAUUCAAAUGGAGAUUGAAAGAUUGGCGUGAUAAAGUUUUUUCCAACUUAUCUAUGGAAUUUCAUGAAUCAAAAGAGUACCAUGAAACAAAAUUACAAGUUACAUGGACUGGCAUACCAGUCGGCGAAGAGGACCGCGUUCGCGGAAAUUUUGAAGAUUACUAUGUAAGAUCAAUCAAGAUCACAUUUGGGUUUGGUGCAGUUUUAUAA